AAUAUGUAUAGACAUUAAGCAUGUUUUGUAUUAAAAGUAACAAACGAUAUAAGGAGAUAUAUUUCCUAGAAUAGCUUAAAAAGAAGAACUCACAACAGUAGUUGAGAAACAUAAUUGUUAUCUUAAACAAAAAAGAAAAAACAGUAAGAAAAACUUAAUAGUUAGAUAGAUGAGAUCAAAGAUUGCGUUAUCUGAUUAAUAAUCAAUGAUAUAUAUUUAAAUUUUCUAAUUUUUUAUAUAAUACACAGAGUUCAUUUGUUUUUCUGAAAAACACAAACAAUUAUAUGAUAAAUUUAUGCAGUGCAUUGCAAUAGUUUACAAUAAGUUUUUAAAAUUUUUAGAAAUUACUUUCUAAGAUCCUUUUUCAUUUCCUUUCAUGCGAAAAUUGUACUCAAAAAUUACCUUUCUUUUUAAACAAGAUUUUUAUGAAAAAAAUGUCAUUUCUUUAAAAAUUUGUAAAAGUAAUAAACUAUUUUUACUAUCUAUCUUUUAAAUUAAAAUUGAAUCAGAAUAGAAAUCAAGAUAAUUUUUAACAUAAAUAAACUCUUGCAAACGCAUGAGGUAGUGAAUGGCCUUAAUGAACAUUGCUGCUUUUACUUCAGUAAUUUUUUAAUUAUGUAUAGUUUAUAACUAUUAUUAUAGAGUAUAAUCAAUAUAUAAUAACAGUUGUUAUGUAAAAAUGUAUUUAUUUAUGAAUACAGUAAUUUAAUGUUUUCCCAAGAAAUUUGUCAGAUUCAAGGUAGCUUUUGAAAAUGUAAGUUUAUUAUCUCUUACCAACAGCAGCAUUAUGUGUUCGAUCGUCAGCCAUUUUUCUAAUCUUCCAUCCAUUCUUAUUCGCUUCAUCCGUUCGUAUACAUAACCUAGUAUGCCCUUAACGAAGCGGUGAAUUUAAAGAAAUGAGUGUUAACGAUUUAUUGUGAUUGUAUGAUAUUCGAACUUUAUGUAUUAUUCAAUAUUAUAGUAAAUACUGUAGUAAACAUUAUAGUAAACACUUGUUUGAUAAGAACGAACUAUACAUAUAACAUAUAAAUAAAUCAAAUAAGUGCAUUUACUAAGUUAAUAUUUAGACAAUUCGAUCUUCCUUCAUUAUAAAUUUUUUUCUUUGAUAAAUAAGAAAGUAUAAAAGCAAAAAGAAUGAGUUAUGCAAUAUUACAUCGAUUAGUGCUGAUACCAUAUAGGCAGAACAUAAAUUUUGCUAUUUAUCGCAAGGUUGAAAAUGUGUUUAUGUUUUUCCAGCAGAAGAUUACUAUUCCGAUAGCUUAUUCUGUAAAUAUGAAUGUUUGUAUUUCGUAUAGAUCUUUUUAUAAUAAGUCUCAGCUUCUCAAAAAUGUUAUUAUAACUAAUAAGAAAGGAAUUCAAGAGAAUAUUUCUACACUUCAGUUAAAAAAGAGACCUAUAUGGAAAAAUAAAUCUGUUGUAGGAGAAGAGGUAUCUUUAAUUCCUGGAGCUUGGAUCAUAAAAGCAUUAGCUACAGCAGAACAGUAUAACUUGGAAAGCUUAGAAAUUGGACUUUUGAAUCAACAACUAUAUAUACCUCAUAAAAUUUGUACAUCUACAAAUCCUCUACCAGAUGUUAUUCAUGCAAUAGCAAAAUAUGAAGUAGGACAUGAAGCAAGAGAAUUAUAUUUUUUCCGAGAGGGCACAAUUGUCAUGUGGAAUGUUUCUGAUUUGGAAAGUGGGAACAUAUUACAAUUUUUAAAACAUUAUGAAGAAAAUAGUUAUACAUUAGAAUUAAUUCAUGCCGAAAGCGAAUUAAUGACUUAUACGUAUACGGAGAGUGGAAAGAAAUGUCAUAUCAAGGAUGGAAAUAUAAUACUUACACGGGAUGCUACAAACUUAGAAAAAUAUACAUUUUCCAAUGCAAUAGCACAGUCUGUAAAACUUGGAAUUUGGGAGACAUCAUUAGGUCAUUAUAUAAAUACAGUAGAAUUUGUAACAGAAGAUUUAAGAACUGGUAAAAAAUUGCAAAUGUCGCAAAGCGAAGUCCUUAGAAAACAGGGUGAAUUAUUUGCAUUAAGACAUUUAAUUAAUCUAAGCUCAGAUUUAUUGGAUACUCCUGAUUUUUAUUGGGAACGAGACGAUCUAGAAAGCUUAUAUCAACAAAUAUAUGGAUACUUCAAUAUAGCAAAGCGUACAAAGGUAAUGAAUGAAAAGCUAAAUCAUUGCGUGGAGCUCGUUGCAAUUCUUUCAAGUCAUUUGAGCGAUCGACAUCAUAUUCGCUUAGAGUGGAUGAUCAUAGUUCUUAUAAUGGUAGAAGUUGCAUUUGAAAUAUUACAUUAUGUAGAUAGAUAUCUUGUAAAAUAGAUAUUACCAUAGUUUUUUUAUAUUAUAUGCAUA
Molecule: messenger RNA, 2337 nt
Organism: Vespula pensylvanica (western yellowjacket)
Lineage: Eukaryota; Metazoa; Arthropoda; Insecta; Hymenoptera; Vespidae
Product: required for meiotic nuclear division protein 1 homolog
Exons: 5
Coding region: 1135-2304 (389 amino acids)
Biological process (GO): positive regulation of mitochondrial translation
Source: RefSeq, a predicted model, not a curated record